AUAAAGCAUAGUAGAAACUACUUAUAUUUCUCCAACAGCAAACAUAGAAUUGUGAUGAAUUUGUCCAACAAGGGUCUAGAUGCUUCAAAGAUUUAAAGUUAUUUUUGGUUAAAAGAUCAAUCACUCUGCAAUUUUAGAUUACAACUUUCAGCAACACCAUGAAUGCACAAUUGUGGAUGAAAAGGGAAGUUCUUUGUAGCUCAAUGUGUCAGAUAAAGAGAGCUGUAUAUAGAAGCAGGUCCCAACCAGGAAGACACCAUUUGCUGCUGCAGUCAUUGCCUGAACGCCUCAAGUCAAAACGGCCUAUAUCUUUUAUUUGGGUCUAGGCCCUUGGAGGGUUUCGAAAAUCAAUAUCCUCCAGUACAAUUAACCCCUAGUUGGGCUAAGCAAGAACUUCAGUCUCUCUACUCGACCCAUUACAUUCCAUCUCUACCCAAAGCCAUUUUGAGGCAGUGUUGCUCUAAAAGAUAUCCGGAUAAGAAAAAAGUGAGGCAGUGUGCCGAGGCAAAAACAAUGGCUUCAAUGCCAGUAAUAACAUCACCUCAAUGCCUUCCUACAAAAUCCAUAAGAGCCCACAUCCCUUCAGCUUCCCUCACUCUCUUAACAGGUUCAAGGAGAAGAAUUUCCGUCUCUUCCAAUGCGGCAAACAAGUCUUCCCUUCUUCACUGCUCCUUUCUCCCUUCAUCAUCUUCUCUCUCUUUCCCUUCUUCCUUUUCAGGGUUAUCUUUGGGGACUGAUUUUGGUUCAAAUAAUGGGGUGAAGAAUGAGAGAAGGAGAUGCCUGGUGGUUAGGGCAGGAAAGGCUGCACUUUGUCAAACAAAGAGGAAUAGGUCUCGGAAAUCAUUGGCUCGAACUCAUGGGUUCCGUAGAAGAAUGAGAACCACUAGUGGGAGAGCUCUAUUGAAACGUAGACGUGCUAAGGGCCGGAAGGUCCUCUGCACCAAAUCAAAUCCAAACAGUGGGAAACGCUAAACUCUCUUUUUUGUUUCAGUGAUUUUAUGAUGUUUAAAGGAUAAUUUAGGCAAACACUUAGUCAUGCCUGUUUUGUUGGUUCAGUUGUGCAAUAUUCAUUGAUUGAAACCCUCAUUUUAAUGGUUAUUAUUCGAUUAA
Messenger RNA from Gossypium arboreum, 1110 nucleotides. RefSeq names its product 50S ribosomal protein L34, chloroplastic-like. The record is from RefSeq and is a predicted model, not a curated record. Gene Ontology annotation, cellular component: ribosome; mitochondrial large ribosomal subunit. The transcript is spliced from 2 exons. Lineage: Eukaryota; Viridiplantae; Streptophyta; Magnoliopsida; Malvales; Malvaceae. Gene Ontology annotation, molecular function: structural constituent of ribosome. The coding region runs from base 514 to 972 and encodes 152 amino acids. Gene Ontology annotation, biological process: translation.